Paramecium primaurelia is the source of this 302-nucleotide messenger RNA. NCBI's taxonomy places the organism in Eukaryota, Ciliophora, Oligohymenophorea, Peniculida, Parameciidae. The record is from the annotation of a GenBank genome assembly.
AUGAUCAAUGAAACCUUAAUAAAUCAAGAACCUCAACAUCUCUAUGAUUAUUUCCCUACAAAUAUUUCAUGCCAAUAAGGAGAAAUAAACUAAGAUGAAUCACCUAUUAGAUAACAUUAUAUCAGUUCUCUAUGCUUCUAACUUAGAAAGUACUAAAAAUAGAAUAAAUAAUACAUAGAAAAAUCAAACGAUAAAAAAAUCGACCCAGCUUUUUGAAAAUAGAAGAUAGUGGAAGAAAUGUAAAAUUAUAUUCAUGCUCUCUUUAUAAUAAUACAGAGAAACCUGAAAAUGAUACUUAAUGA